This is a messenger RNA of Ictalurus punctatus (channel catfish), 3156 nucleotides long. RefSeq names its product gamma-glutamylamine cyclotransferase (gene ggact). The record is from RefSeq and is a predicted model, not a curated record. Bases 172 to 702 code for a protein of 176 amino acids. Gene Ontology annotation, molecular function: gamma-glutamylaminecyclotransferase activity. Lineage: Eukaryota; Metazoa; Chordata; Actinopteri; Siluriformes; Ictaluridae. The transcript is spliced from 3 exons.
UCAUAUUGAAUAUCUAGAGCACUACAUAGAGGGCAGACUCAGGCACGUUAUUACCUAUGUAGUGCACUAGUAUAAGAAUUAUUGAGGCAUUUGGCAUUCUUACAAAUUUUCCCAAAUAUUUUCGGAAAAGUAGGAUUUCUUUAACUUUAUAUUCAGGACUUUUCUUCUUGGAUGAGAAGGUUAUUUCCUACAACUCUGGGGAUUUUUAGCUUUCUUCUACCAGCUACUCAGAUGACACAUAUAUUUGUAUAUGGCACUCUUAAAAAGGGCCAACCCAACCACUAUAGGAUGCUGGACUCUACCAAAGGCAAUGCCAAGUUCCUUGGCUGUGCUCGCACUGUUGAAAAAUACCCCCUGGUGAUAGCAGACAAGCACAAUAUCCCCUUCCUCCUCAACGUUCCUGGAGAGGGACAACGUGUCCAGGGGGAAAUCUACAGUGUGGAUGAUCCAAUGCUGAAGUUCCUUGAUUGGUUUGAAAGCUGUCCACAAAUGUAUCAGCGAACACAGGUCCUGCUUGAAGUUGAGGAGUGGGUUGGAGAAGGAGAGGGAACACCUCAAGUGGGCGGUACCACUGAUGCCUUUGUGUACAGUACAACCACUUACAAACCAGAGUGGCUCCAGUAUCCUACUUUCGAGAGCUAUGAUGCCUAUGGGGAUCACGGUCUGCAGUAUGUGACUCGAGAAGACAGAGGCUCUGACUGAUAUGUAAUUUGCUGGCUAUCUUUGACAGGUUCCUCUGCAGAGAUACACACAGCCAUACAUCAUUCCUUUUUGCACUGGAAAAUAAGCAUUUACAGAAAUAAAGAUUUUGAAUGGCAGUUUAUUAUCUCAGUGAAAGUCAGUCAGUUUAUUCUGUUACCUGCGUUCUAAUUUCUAGAGACCCUUGUGUCAAGUUUUCUCUGGGCCCAAACCAUCCUCCUACACAUUUUAUAGGCAAAGUUAUAAUUGUGGAGAAUCACUUUAAAAAGUAUUGUAUACUGUCUUACCAUUAAGACCAACUUAAAUUUAAUAAUAUACACAGGUGACACACUUGCAUUGUUUGAUUGUAUUGUUGAGCCUGUGCUGGUGACAUCAGGACUUUGGAGCAAAAACAUUCAAAUUUGGAUGGCUAAAACACUUUCAACAUUAGAUAUUGUAUUGGAAAAAAAUGAGUGCUAUUAUGCCAAAGGUUGUGCGAAUGAGCAGGGAUUGAGAAUGUAUGUGAAAAAUAAUUAAUACUUCAAAGUAGAGUCAAAUCUCUAUCCGCACUUCAUUUUUAAAAAAGAUCCAUCACAUUCUAAUUUUAGUGCAAAACAUGUUGAACAGCAAUGGCUUUUUUCUUUAAUAAAUUGUAUUUAUAAGAGUAGUUUUAAUGAUGAUUGAUGUUCAUUCUUACUCAAGUAAUUAAGUAAAUACAGGAAUUUACAUUUUACCUUCAGGUCUAUGAGAAAGGUUUUCAAGAGCAAUACUUUUAGGAAACUAAGAUCCCUUCUUGAAACAUGUUUUUCUAGGAGAGUAAUCGACUACAUAGUGUAUGAAUGCAGGUACAGUGGGUGAAAUAAUUAUUGAAUGAGUCAACAUUUUUUUUUCAGAUAUAUUUCCAAUGAGGUUAUUCACAUGAAAUUUUUACUAGACUUUGGUAUUAACUCAAGAAAUCCACACAUAUAAAGAAUUUACAACAAUAAAGUCCAAAAAAAUGUUGUAUAAUAAAGUGGAAUGACACAGGAAAAAAGUAUUGAAUACACUAACUGAAAUUUGUUUAAAUACUUAGUGGAGAAGUCUUUGUUUGUAAUGACAGCUUCAAGACGCUUCCUGUAUGAAGAAAUUAAAUGGGCCGCAGUAUUCAGGUGUGAUUUUGGCCCAUUCCUCUAAACAUACUGUCUUUAAAUCUUGUUCAAUUAGUUUCAAGUCAGGUGAUUGACUGGGCCAUUCUAACACCUUUAUUCUUUUUCUCUGAAACUAAUUAAGAGUUUCCUUUGCUGUAUGCUUUGGAUCGUUGUCCUGCUGGAAGGUCCACCCACGUCUCAUCUUCAUCAUCCUGGUGGAUGGCAGUAGAAUCUUCUGAAGAUCCCGGUAAAGGGCUCCAUUCAUCGUUCCUGCAAUUAUAUGAAGUCUGCCAGUUCCAUGCGAUGAAAAACAGCCCCACACCAUGAUGCUUCCACCUCCAAACUUCACUGUUGGUAUAGUGUUUUAAGGGCGAUGUGCAGUGCCAUUUCUUCUACAAACAUGGUGUGUAGUAUGACAGCCAAAAAAGUUAAAUUUUGAUCUCGUCUGACUAGACUACACUCUCCCAGUAUUUCAUAGGCUUGUCCACAUGAGUUGUAGCAAACUUUCAAUGAGCCUUGAAAGUGGAGUCUUGCGGGUUGAGCAUGCAUAGCAAUGCACUGCAUAGCACUGCGUAUUUCUUUCUCUGUGCCAAUGGUACCUGCUACCGUCAAGUGUGUCUGGAGCUCUUUCUGAGUGGUCUUUGGCUCUUGGGCUACACUUCUGACUAUUCUUCUGACUCCCUGGUCAGAAACCUUGCAAAGAGCUCCUGUUCAUGGUUGGUUGAUGAUGGAGUGAUGUUGCUUCCACUGGCAGAUAAUUGCCCCAGUGGUGCUUACUGGAAGAUCCAGAAGUUUUGAAAUACUUCUGUGUCCGAUUCCAUCAAUAUGUUUUGCAACAAUAAGGUUACAAAGGUCUUGGGAGAGCUCUUGGUUUUUACCCAUCAUGAGAUGUUCCUUGUGCGACACCUUGGUAACGAAAAGCCUUUUUAUAGACCAUCAAUUUACUAACCCAGCUGAUAUAAAUUUUCCACAGAUAGUAGGUAUAAUUGCUUUCUAACUACUUACAGAUUUCACUUGGUUCCUUGCCUUACCUUGCCUUGGAGAACUGCUUUUUCUCAGCAUGUUCAAUACUUUUUUCCUGUUUCAUUCCACUUUAUUACACAUAACUUUAUUUAUGGACUUUAAUGUUGUGAAUUAUUUUAUAUUUGCAGAAUUCUUGAGUUAAUACUGAUGUCUAGUGAAAUUUGAAUGUGAAUAACCUCAUUGGAAAUAUAUUUACUGAAAAAAAUGUUGAUGCGUUCAAUACUUAUUUCCCCCACUGUAUAAUGUUGUUUCAUUAAAAAAAAAGACAAUGUAAUAAUUUCACACUGAAUUUUGGUGCCUUUUUUCAAUAAAUUAUUAUUUUCACCUA